Messenger RNA from Colletotrichum chrysophilum, 801 nucleotides. RefSeq lists its product as uncharacterized. The record is from RefSeq and is a predicted model, not a curated record. The transcript has 2 exons. NCBI's taxonomy places the organism in Eukaryota, Fungi, Ascomycota, Sordariomycetes, Glomerellales, Glomerellaceae. Bases 1 to 801 code for a protein of 266 amino acids.
AUGAAGAAAUAUCUGGACAAGAGAAAGUAUUCGCGGCUCUCGAUGAGGGGCAGGAGGCUCUUGGGCGACGCCAAAGAGACCACGCUAGAACAGGUCUUGGACGUCUUCAGCGCAGAACACAAGCCCGUCAACCCCACGAAAAGGAAGAAUCGACCUAAUUUCUUUCCCAUCCCACUCCUGAAUGCGUUCGCCGUCAAGAACUUUCGUGCUACACAAUCUAUUCCUCUCGCCGUCACCGGCCGUCAACUCCCGCUCAUCUACCGGCUUGUGUCGGGCCUCGUUUCCGCGCCCCACUGCAAGACGGUUCUCAUCUUCGACACAGAAGGCCGCUUUGACGUAACACGCCUCUGCUGCGGUGUCGACGACAUCCGUCACGUGUACGUUCAGCGUCCGGCGCGCCGUGGUAUCACCGGCAGCACCAAUGGCCCUGCCGAUCCAAAGCGCAUUUCCCCAGACCAACUUAGGGAGCAAGUCGCUGCGGCCGAGCAAUGGAUAUUCUACGGCAAGCACAAUAGCGGCGCACGCGAGUUGUGGGGGACUGUGGUCAUCGGAGCCAUCGGAGCCGGCGACAUAGUGGCCGCUUGGAGAGGCUGGCUGGAUGUCGAACGCGCCAACGUUCCCGGGUUCUCCAUCGUGUGCAGCGCAGAGGAGGCCAUCAGCGAUCGCCAAAGGCGUCAAGAAGCCGUUGACGCGGCACUGUGGGUUGCCUCUGCGAGGUGGGGAAGCUUUACCUUCACGGAAUCCGUUCCUCAUGCACCCGAAUCUCACCACAGCAAUGCAAUGACGACUGGAAACAGUUAA